Molecule: messenger RNA, 3613 nt
Organism: Exaiptasia diaphana
Lineage: Eukaryota; Metazoa; Cnidaria; Anthozoa; Actiniaria; Aiptasiidae
Product: neuropeptide FF receptor 2
Exons: 4
Coding region: 380-1570 (396 amino acids)
Biological process (GO): G protein-coupled receptor signaling pathway
Cellular component (GO): membrane
Molecular function (GO): G protein-coupled receptor activity
Source: RefSeq, a predicted model, not a curated record
AUUGAGUCCAUUUGCCUUUUUCGUGAAAAGAACAGUUUUACAAGUCUCUCUCGUCUCUCUCGCCACUGCUUUCGAGAUAAGAAUUGAAUUASAACAAAUCUAUAAAGGCGAAACGAGGGUGGAAAUAGAAGCCUAAGACCCUAAGAGCUUCCUGAUUAUAUUUGAUAAUACAGCAACUUUAGACAGGAGAGAAAACCUUAAAUAGGAUCAACUGGAAUUGUUUGCCACACGGCUGACACGAAUCCAAAACAGGAAGCAAUGCCAUUGCCAUGACAACUCUAGGCUAUUAUUUCUAUAGCUAAAUUGGACAAUUUGUGAGGAACUCAGGAAGAUUGGAAACUCUUAACAGCAAACUCUUCUGGACGCAUUUAAGACCAACAUGACGUCAGCUAGUAACAACACCAACUCUUCAGCCAAUAACAACUCUCGACUUGAUGUCAUGGCAUAUUGCACUGAAUACCUGAACCUGAAAGAAGAAACACAAGCUGAAACCAUUCUAAAACUAACAGCUUACAUGAUAGCAUUCACAGUAGCUGUUAUUGGCAAUGUGCUUGUUAUUGUUAUCGUAUUACGUAAAACACAAUUCAAAACAACAACCAACUUGUUCAUCAUCAAUAUGGCGUUUAGCGACGUCAUAAUGGCGUUGGCAUGCAUACCGAUUACUAUGUACGCUAUUGGCUACCAGAACAUUGGACAGGCUUUUCUAGUAGGCUGGUUUGGCAGAGCUAUCUGUAAGUUAAUUCCAUUCGUACAAGGCCUAUCUAUCGCAGUGUCCAUACUGACGCUCACAACCCUAGCAGGGGAUCGUUUCGUUGCUAUCGUGUAUCCCUUUCGAAAUUUCAUCUCCAAAUCGAGAGCAAAGAUAUUGAUUUUAAUCAUAUGGUUUGUUGGAAGUUGUUUUAACGCGCCAACGUUAUAUAACAUGAGGCUACACGAAGAUGAGAACACCCCUUACUGUCGAGAAAACUGGCAGCCGUAUUUCGAUAACCAGAAAUCUGCAAAAAUCUACACUAUUGUCCUGUUUGUGUUUCUGUACGCUGUUCCUUUGAUGCUGAUCACAUUUUUCUACGCUGCGUUAAUAAGAGAACUCUGGCAAGGAAGCACACUUCAUUCAAACCAAACACGAGCGUUCUCCGAAAACAAGUCAGUGUUGAAAAUGGUUUUGACAGUAGUUGUGAUCUUUGCAGUUUCAUGGCUCCCAAUUCACGUGGUUCCCUUUGUCACAAUCUUCGCAACAGACCCAGAUCUACUCCUGUGUGGAGUCAGUCCAACUAUCACGUUUAUCGGUUGGUUUAUGGGACACGCAAGUAGCGCCAUCAAUCCCGUCGUGUAUUUGGUAUUCAAUGAUAACUUUAGGCGUGAAGUCCUUAAGCUAUUUGGACAUUUGUAUCAGAAAUGUCUCAAAAGACGUCAAGUUAUAUCAGAAAGACCAUUUCCAGAAUCGCGUACCAGCACAACACGCCAGACCCACGCUGUCAGCAUAUCGUCAAACGAUGACAAGAGUACCGCAGGAAGAGCAAAUGACGCUUUUGAAAUGGUUGCUGAGAAUGGCACUGCUGAAGCCACGUGAAAUAUUUAAGAAAUAUUUAAGCACAGUAAGCACUUGUUUUAUAUUGGAUCAUUGAACAAAGACAUCAUUUCCCAACAUCUACCACGAUGCUUUGCGCGUUUCUAUAAACAUACCUAUUUGAAAUCAAUGCAAUGUUUGGACAGCUUUAAACAGCGGUAUAACAGAAGGCGAUUGUCCGUUCGGGAAUUCAAAAGGAGACUGGAAAAGAGUGUGGAAAUUGACCACUUAUCGAAAAUUUGAUUUGCCACAUCAAAGACCACACAACAAUUAGGCUUCUUGUUUGAGACUAUUUAGUUUAAAAAUACUCGCCGAUAAAAAAUUUUCUAAAUUUGCAAAAAUAAGAGAGAAAAAGGACUAUUGUGACUAAUCACAUUAGAAAAUUUAAGCGCAAAGCAUUCUGGUAGAUGUAAACUAUGACGUCGCGAUAACAAGAACCUAUUGCAUUAUUUAAAACAUACAGGGGGUUUGGUAAAAACCUCUGAGAGAGUUUCACCUCUCUAAAUUAUAAUAGGGUAAAUUUGUUAAACUUGUUGAGCUAGACGCUCCUAAAGCUAUUUCAAAAAAAUGUUGCCCGAAUGCCGAAUGGAAUGCCGAUCUCUCGACCGAAAGUGAGUAUGGGUAUUUUUAUGGAUGUUAUUCACUCAUUUGCAAAAAGAUAUCGACAAACCAGAUAAACUAUCAUCAAAGAUCUUAACUGAAAGGAAACAACAGUAUAAUACCCAUAGCAAUGUUCGGUCGUGAAUUGUCCAACAUGUCCAGGCCCUUUCUAGACCGCUGCAUUGAACUACUGGUCAUGGGAAAUACUGGACAUUUGAGAAAAUAUAGAAUUUCAGAUAAACGAGAGCGCUUAAUCCUUCAAACGAAAACUGUCAAUUUUUACAACAAAAGACUCGUGCACAAUAACGCCUGUAAUUUUUGGCCGUUUCUUAUGGGAUCAGUACAUGCGCAUUUACGUCCUUCUGGAACCUUUUUCCUGCGACAAACAGUUCAGCGGAGCUUACUAGAAAAGGUUUGGGACUGGAGUAUUUGACAACCCAUUUUUGAAAAACAGUUCGGUAUUCAAAAUUCAAUUCAAAUCAUUGCGAGUGUAGCAAAUUUCAAAUGGAAAAAAAGACUGAAGUAGAGAAUAUGUUUUAUUUAUUUAUUUAUAAUACCGUUUUAUUGACUUUGUUAUUAGUAUAGUUGGGCAGCCUGUGUAGCUGCUGUUACACUUUAAAACUGUUUUGUUUUGCUUUACUUCUUGCAUACAUAUGUUUGCUAUAAAAUGGCACGUUUGAUAAAAAUAACAUCUCAACGAAUUCAAUUAGACGUUCACUAGAUGUUUAGACAGUAUCUUAUUGAGGCAUAGUCUUUAGCAUUUCAGACAGUAUCAGGGUUUAUUUAUUUUAUCCAAGGUUGGAAAAUAAGUGUUGUUUAUUUUGAAAAAAUAUCGAUUUAAUUCAACAUCAGCUUCUACAGAGCUUAGAAGUAAUGUGUGAGCCUGUAUGAAAAGAAAAUGCUUCUAAAAAAGGCACAUGGCAUGGGCAUUACAAUGUGAAAGUUACUAAAGCAGUCUUUAGUAUUUUCUAAUGCAGAACUGUUAAUGUUACCACUUUAGAUUGCCUUUCUCUUCCUCAGUCAAAGUCUUUUUUGACACGUCCAAAAAAGUGAUUAUCAUAAGUUCUUUAUAGAGACCAACGCAAAACCAGGAUCUUUAUCAGUGUACCGAAGUCUAUUGUAAUUUAUGUAGUUAUAUGUAAAUACUUACAAAACAAUAUUACUGGGUUUAGUAGAAAGGGGGUUGUUUGACCCCCUUUAAUCUGAAAUAUCAUCUAAACAAAUAAUAUCGCUAAUAUUGGGAUAGUUUUAUGGCAUAAUUGGCAGAAUAUCGUAAAGUUGUGAAAGGUAAAUUCAUGGAAGAAGCCGAGAUCGAAAGGAAUUAUGCGGUAGUAAAUAAAAAACUAACUAUUAUGAUAUCCCGUAUGUUACAUUGUUUCAGCUCACGACGUCAUCUAUUGAAACAUCGUUAAGUAUUUGUUUAUGCAAAUAAAAUCCAUGGGAUCC